UUGAUGCAAGCGAAAGAUGCUGCGGGAUUGGACAAAGCCAUAUCGGAAUGUGAAUCGGCAGAAUAUCCGGAACUUGGACCUCACUUGCGCAAAGCCCGGGAUGUACUUGAAACACUGGGUGGUGGGCGUGGAGAUGUGAAAUCAGCGACUUCACUCAGAGACCGGUUAACAGAAUUGAUGCAAGCGAAAGAUGCUGCGGGAUUGGACAAAGCCAUAUCGGAAUGUGAAUCGGCAGAAUAUCCGGAACUUGGACCUCACUUGCGCAAAGCCCGGGAUGUACUUGAAACACUGGGUGGUGGGCGUGGAGGGACGAAGACGCCCGAAUCACUUCGCCGAAAACUAAAGUCUGCUAUGAAGCAGGGAGAUAAAGAUACACUGGACAAAGUAAUUCACGAAUGCAUCGCUGCUGGAAUGCCAGAAUUAGACGUAGACAUAAGCGUCGCUCGAGACGUAUUGAAAGACGUUAAAAUUUCACCUCCAACAGACAUGAAAACCGUGGAAAGUUUACGAGAUCAGCUAGAAAAAGCAACGAAACUGAAAGACAAAGUAGCUCUCAGGCAAAUCAUUGAAGACUGUGAAGCCGUUGCAUAUCCUGAAUUGAGUUUUGAUCUGUCAAAAGCGAGAGACACACUUGAAAGCUUAGGAGGUGGUCGCGGAGGACAUAAAUCCGUUGAUAGCCUACGUGAUAAGCUGAAGGAAGCUGUUGAAGCGAAAGACAAAGGCUAUUUACAAAAGAUUGUACAAGAAAGCGUGUCUGCCGGAAUGCCAGAGCUGGAUGACGAUAUCUUGAAAGCUCGAAGUGCGUUAGACAUACUUGAAGGCGGAUCUGGAGAUGUGAAAUCAGCGACUUCACUCAGAGACCGGUUAACAGAAUUGAUGCAAGCGAAAGAUGCUGCGGGAUUGGACAAAGCCAUAUCGGAAUGUGAAUCGGCAGAAUAUCCGGAACUUGGACCUCACUUGCGCAAAGCCCGGGAUGUACUUGAAACACUGGGUGGUGGGCGUGGAGACAUGAAAACCGUGGAAAGUUUACGAGAUCAGCUAGAAAAAGCAACGAAACUGAAAGACAAAGUAGCUCUCAGGCAAAUCAUUGAAGACUGUGAAGCCGUUGCAUAUCCUGAAUUGAGUUUUGAUCUGUCAAAAGCGAGAGACACACUUGAAAGCUUAGGAGGUGGUCGCGGAGGACAUAAAUCCGUUGAUAGCCUACGUGAUAAGCUGAAGGAAGCUGUUGAAGCGAAAGACAAAGGCUAUUUACAAAAGAUUGUACAAGAAAGCGUGUCUGCCGGAAUGCCAGAGCUGGAUGACGAUAUCUUGAAAGCUCGAAGUGCGUUAGACAUACUUGAAGGCGGAUCUGGAGAUGUGAAAUCAGCGACUUCACUCAGAGACCGGUUAACAGAAUUGAUGCAAGCGAAAGAUGCUGCGGGAUUGGACAAAGCCAUAUCGGAAUGUGAAUCGGCAGAAUAUCCGGAACUUGGACCUCACUUGCGCAAAGCCCGGGAUGUACUUGAAACACUGGGUGGUGGGCGUGGAGGGACGAAGACGCCCGAAUCACUUCGCCGAAAACUAAAGUCUGCUAUGAAGCAGGGAGAUAAAGAUACACUGGACAAAGUAAUUCACGAAUGCAUCGCUGCUGGAAUGCCAGAAUUAGACGUAGACAUAAGCGUCGCUCGAGACGUAUUGAAAGACGUUAAAAUUUCACCUCCAACAGACAUGAAAACCGUGGAAAGUUUACGAGAUCAGCUAGAAAAAGCAACGAAACUGAAAGACAAAGUAGCUCUCAGGCAAAUCAUUGAAGACUGUGAAGCCGUUGCAUAUCCUGAAUUGAGUUUUGAUCUGUCAAAAGCGAGAGACACACUUGAAAGCUUAGGAGGUGGUCGCGGAGGACAUAAAUCCGUUGAUAGCCUACGUGAUAAGCUGAAGGAAGCUGUUGAAGCGAAAGACAAAGGCUAUUUACAAAAGAUUGUACAAGAAAGCGUGUCUGCCGGAAUGCCAGAGCUGGAUGACGAUAUCUUGAAAGCUCGAAGUGCGUUAGACAUACUUGAAGGCGGAUCUGGAGAUGUGAAAUCAGCGACUUCACUCAGAGACCGGUUAACAGAAUUGAUGCAAGCGAAAGAUGCUGCGGGAUUGGACAAAGCCAUAUCGGAAUGUGAAUCGGCAGAAUAUCCGGAACUUGGACCUCACUUGCGCAAAGCCCGGGAUGUACUUGAAACACUGGGUGGUGGGCGUGGAGACAUGAAAACCGUGGAAAGUUUACGAGAUCAGCUAGAAAAAGCAACGAAACUGAAAGACAAAGUAGCUCUCAGGCAAAUCAUUGAAGACUGUGAAGCCGUUGCAUAUCCUGAAUUGAGUUUUGAUCUGUCAAAAGCGAGAGACACACUUGAAAGCUUAGGAGGUGGUCGCGGAGGGACGAAGACGCCCGAAUCACUUCGCCGAAAACUAAAGUCUGCUAUGAAGCAGGGAGAUAAAGAUACACUGGACAAAGUAAUUCACGAAUGCAUCGCUGCUGGAAUGCCAGAAUUAGACGUAGACAUAAGCGUCGCUCGAGACGUAUUGAAAGACGUUAAAAUUUCACCUCCAACAGACAUGAAAACCGUGGAAAGUUUACGAGAUCAGCUAGAAAAAGCAACGAAACUGAAAGACAAAGUAGCUCUCAGGCAAAUCAUUGAAGACUGUGAAGCCGUUGCAUAUCCUGAAUUGAGUUUUGAUCUGUCAAAAGCGAGAGACACACUUGAAAGCUUAGGAGGUGGUCGCGGAGGACAUAAAUCCGUUGAUAGCCUACGUGAUAAGCUGAAGGAAGCUGUUGAAGCGAAAGACAAAGGCUAUUUACAAAAGAUUGUACAAGAAAGCGUGUCUGCCGGAAUGCCAGAGCUGGAUGACGAUAUCUUGAAAGCUCGAAGUGCGUUAGACAUACUUGAAGGCGGAUCUGGAGAUGUGAAAUCAGCGACUUCACUCAGAGACCGGUUAACAGAAUUGAUGCAAGCGAAAGAUGCUGCGGGAUUGGACAAAGCCAUAUCGGAAUGUGAAUCGGCAGAAUAUCCGGAACUUGGACCUCACUUGCGCAAAGCCCGGGAUGUACUUGAAACACUGGGUGGUGGGCGUGGAGGGACGAAGACGCCCGAAUCACUUCGCCGAAAACUAAAGUCUGCUAUGAAGCAGGGAGAUAAAGAUACACUGGACAAAGUAAUUCACGAAUGCAUCGCUGCUGGAAUGCCAGAAUUAGACGUAGACAUAAGCGUCGCUCGAGACGUAUUGAAAGACGUUAAAAUUUCACCUCCAACAGACAUGAAAACCGUGGAAAGUUUACGAGAUCAGCUAGAAAAAGCAACGAAACUGAAAGACAAAGUAGCUCUCAGGCAAAUCAUUGAAGACUGUGAAGCCGUUGCAUAUCCUGAAUUGAGUUUUGAUCUGUCAAAAGCGAGAGACACACUUGAAAGCUUAGGAGGUGGUCGCGGAGGACAUAAAUCCGUUGAUAGCCUACGUGAUAAGCUGAAGGAAGCUGUUGAAGCGAAAGACAAAGGCUAUUUACAAAAGAUUGUACAAGAAAGCGUGUCUGCCGGAAUGCCAGAGCUGGAUGACGAUAUCUUGAAAGCUCGAAGUGCGUUAGACAUACUUGAAGGCGGAUCUGGAGAUGUGAAAUCAGCGACUUCACUCAGAGACCGGUUAACAGAAUUGAUGCAAGCGAAAGAUGCUGCGGGAUUGGACAAAGCCAUAUCGGAAUGUGAAUCGGCAGAAUAUCCGGAACUUGGACCUCACUUGCGCAAAGCCCGGGAUGUACUUGAAACACUGGGUGGUGGGCGUGGAGGGACGAAGACGCCCGAAUCACUUCGCCGAAAACUAAAGUCUGCUAUGAAGCAGGGAGAUAAAGAUACACUGGACAAAGUAAUUCACGAAUGCAUCGCUGCUGGAAUGCCAGAAUUAGACGUAGACAUAAGCGUCGCUCGAGACGUAUUGAAAGACGUUAAAAUUUCACCUCCAACAGACAUGAAAACCGUGGAAAGUUUACGAGAUCAGCUAGAAAAAGCAACGAAACUGAAAGACAAAGUAGCUCUCAGGCAAAUCAUUGAAGACUGUGAAGCCGUUGCAUAUCCUGAAUUGAGUUUUGAUCUGUCAAAAGCGAGAGACACACUUGAAAGCUUAGGAGGUGGUCGCGGAGGACAUAAAUCCGUUGAUAGCCUACGUGAUAAGCUGAAGGAAGCUGUUGAAGCGAAAGACAAAGGCUAUUUACAAAAGAUUGUACAAGAAAGCGUGUCUGCCGGAAUGCCAGAGCUGGAUGACGAUAUCUUGAAAGCUCGAAGUGCGUUAGACAUACUUGAAGGCGGAUCUGGAGAUGUGAAAUCAGCGACUUCACUCAGAGACCGGUUAACAGAAUUGAUGCAAGCGAAAGAUGCUGCGGGAUUGGACAAAGCCAUAUCGGAAUGUGAAUCGGCAGAAUAUCCGGAACUUGGACCUCACUUGCGCAAAGCCCGGGAUGUACUUGAAACACUGGGUGGUGGGCGUGGAGGGACGAAGACGCCCGAAUCACUUCGCCGAAAACUAAAGUCUGCUAUGAAGCAGGGAGAUAAAGAUACACUGGACAAAGUAAUUCACGAAUGCAUCGCUGCUGGAAUGCCAGAAUUAGACGUAGACAUAAGCGUCGCUCGAGACGUAUUGAAAGACGUUAAAAUUUCACCUCCAACAGACAUGAAAACCGUGGAAAGUUUACGAGAUCAGCUAGAAAAAGCAACGAAACUGAAAGAUAAAGUAGCUCUCAGGCAAAUCAUUGAAGACUGUGAAGCCGUUGCAUAUCCUGAAUUGAGUUUUGAUCUGUCAAAAGCGAGAGACACACUUGAAAGCUUAGGAGGUGGUCGCGGAGGACAUAAAUCCGUUGAUAGCCUACGUGAUAAGCUGAAGGAAGCUGUUGAAGCGAAAGACAAAGGCUAUUUACAAAAGAUUGUACAAGAAAGCGUGUCUGCCGGAAUGCCAGAGCUGGAUGACGAUAUCUUGAAAGCUCGAAGUGCGUUAGACAUACUUGAAGGCGGAUCUGGAGAUGUGAAAUCAGCGACUUCACUCAGAGACCGGUUAACAGAAUUGAUGCAAGCGAAAGAUGCUGCGGGAUUGGACAAAGCCAUAUCGGAAUGUGAAUCGGCAGAAUAUCCGGAACUUGGACCUCACUUGCGCAAAGCCCGGGAUGUACUUGAAACACUGGGUGGUGGGCGUGGAGGGACGAAGACGCCCGAAUCACUUCGCCGAAAACUAAAGUCUGCUAUGAAGCAGGGAGAUAAAGAUACACUGGACAAAGUAAUUCACGAAUGCAUCGCUGCUGGAAUGCCAGAAUUAGACGUAGACAUAAGCGUCGCUCGAGACGUAUUGAAAGACGUUAAAAUUUCACCUCCAACAGACAUGAAAACCGUGGAAAGUUUACGAGAUGAGCUAGAAAAAUCAGCGAAACUGAAAGACCAAGUAGCUCUCAGUCAAAUCAUUGAAGACUGUGAAGCCGUUACAUAUCCUGAAUUGAGUUGUAAUCUGUCAAAUGCGAAAGACACACUUGAAAGCUUAGGAGGUGGUCUCGGAGGACAUAAAUCCGUUCAUAGCCUACGUGGUAAGCUGAAGGAAGCUGUUGAAGCGAAAGACAAAGGCUAUUUACAAAAGAUUGUACAAGAAAGCGUGUCUGCCGGAAUGCCAGAGCUGGAUGACGAUAUCUUGAAAGCUCGAAGUGCGUUAGACAUACUUGAAGGCGGAUCUGGAGAUGUGAAAUCAGCGACUUCACUCAGAGACCGGUUAACAGAAUUGAUGCAAGCGAAAGAUGCUGCGGGAUUGGACAAAGCCAUAUCGGAAUGUGAAUCGGCAGAAUAUCCGGAACUUGGACAUCACUUGCGCAAAGCCCGGGAUGUACUUGAAACACUGGGUGGUGGGCGUGGAGAAUUGCAAACAUCAGAAUCACUACGUGAACAAAUGGAGAUGGCAAUCAAAACCAAAGACAAAUCUGCUUUAGACGAAUUGAUUAAAAAAUGCGAAGAAUUUUCUUACCCAGAAUUAGGCCCAGAAUUAUGCAAAGCUCGGAAAAGCUUACACAAAUUAACAGGCAGUUUUGGAGGUUAAACUUUUCAGUGAAAAUUGCAUUACUUUCUUAUAUUGUACACUAUCUUUAAACUUGUAAAAUACAUAUACAGUAAUCCCACGACUAUUCCGGGUGUU
Messenger RNA from Octopus sinensis (East Asian common octopus), 6171 nucleotides. RefSeq lists its product as uncharacterized. The transcript is spliced from 35 exons. The record is from RefSeq and is a predicted model, not a curated record. The coding region runs from base 4 to 6075 and encodes 2023 amino acids. Lineage: Eukaryota; Metazoa; Mollusca; Cephalopoda; Octopoda; Octopodidae.